AUGAGCGUCACAUUUGGAGUUUUCCGCGGUUCCCAGGAGGGCCAAAUUGUUGCGGACAAGACUACUCGCGAACUGCAGCCCAAUGAGGUCUAUAUCGAAACUACCCACUCCGGUCUCUGCGGUACCGAUGAGCACUACCUGAAGUCGGGACAAGUUCUGGGUCACGAGGGUGUUGGUGUUGUUCGCCAGCUCGGACGUGACGUUAAGAAUGUCAAGGUUGGCGAGCGUGUUGGAUUCGGAUAUACUCACUAUGUCUGUGGUACCUGUGAGAAGUGCCUGACUGGCUGGGAUCAGUACUGCGAGAACAAGAAGGAGUACGGUUCUCACGACCACGACCUCGGAUCCUUCAGCCAGGGUGUCGUCUGGGACGCCGGCUGCGUCGUUCCCAUUCCUGAUGGAUAUGACUCUGCCGAUGCUGCUCCCCUGAUGUGCGCUGGCGCCACUGUUUGGACCUGCUUGACUGAAUACGGUGUUCGUCCUACCGACCGCGUUGCUGUGAUGGGAAUCGGUGGCCUGGGUCACCUGGCUAUCAAGCUCGCCUCUGCCAUGGGCUGCCACGUCGUGGUCUUCUCUAGCUCCGAGGCCAAGCGCGAGGAGGCUUUCAGCUUUGGUGCCUCCGAGUACCACGUCUUCCGUGCUGGCGAGGAGCUCAAGGACUGCAAGCCUGUCAACCACCUUCUCCUCUGCGGUAGCGCCAAUGUGGAUUACCCAUCCCUCAUUCCCCUGAUGGACGUCCACGGAUCUAUCUACCCUCUUACCGUUGACUUCGCGCCCUCUCCCGUCCCUCUGCUCUUCAUGAACAUCAAGGGUAUCCGUAUCCAGGGAUCCCUUGUCGCUUCCCGCCGUAGCUUGCGAACCUUGGUUCAAUUUGCUGCGGAUAAGAAGAUCACCCCUACCAAGAUGACCUUCCCCUUGAACAAGGAGGGUGUCGAGGAGGCCAUGCAGACCCUCCGUGAUGGAAAGAUGAGAUAUCGCGGUGUUCUGGUUCGCCAGUAG
This is a messenger RNA of Penicillium waksmanii, 996 nucleotides long. Its product is annotated as NAD(P)-dependent alcohol dehydrogenase. Gene Ontology annotation, biological process: alcohol metabolic process. The transcript is spliced from 3 exons. The record is from RefSeq and is a predicted model, not a curated record. NCBI's taxonomy places the organism in Eukaryota, Fungi, Ascomycota, Eurotiomycetes, Eurotiales, Aspergillaceae. Gene Ontology annotation, molecular function: alcohol dehydrogenase (NADP+) activity; zinc ion binding. The coding region runs from base 1 to 996 and encodes 331 amino acids.